Mytilinidion resinicola is the source of this 375-nucleotide messenger RNA. RefSeq lists its product as uncharacterized. The record is from RefSeq and is a predicted model, not a curated record. Bases 1 to 375 code for a protein of 124 amino acids. The transcript has 2 exons. NCBI's taxonomy places the organism in Eukaryota, Fungi, Ascomycota, Dothideomycetes, Mytilinidiales, Mytilinidiaceae.
AUGUAUAGCCAAAUAAUACGAUUCGUCGCUGUAGAAAAUAAAGCCGGGUUCUGCUAUGCGUGUCCAAUUUUCACCUAUGGGGGUCGAGGAACGUUGAAACCAGGGUGUCGACCUGCAGAACAUGCCAUCAUAUACUACACAACGCUGCAGUCCCCUACUCUUCUACCGGGGGAAAACGAACUAAGGUAUGAACCGAUUGGAGUUCUUCCACCCGCAGCGGAGAGGCAGCCUCUAAAUGUAGCGUGUCGCAUACGCUUCGGAAAACUAUACCCCAUAGAGUGGAAUGUGAAGGUUAAAGAUCUUGGGAGAGUGGCUGAUGAGGAUAUGGGCAGAUUGAUACACUACUACAAGAGCGAGCUCGACAAACCGAGAUAG